Molecule: messenger RNA, 1635 nt
Organism: Alternaria ethzedia
Lineage: Eukaryota; Fungi; Ascomycota; Dothideomycetes; Pleosporales; Pleosporaceae
Exons: 2
Coding region: 1-1635 (544 amino acids)
Source: RefSeq, a predicted model, not a curated record
AUGGUGCUGAGACUCUUUGUGCCGCCUGCCGAAGGGCAACAUCGCCUUACUCCCAAACGCCCUGAUCCCAUCGGUGCGAACGCUACACCUCAGUACGCCGUCAUCUCCUCGACCGUCCUUGCCGCCGCGUAUACGUCCUUCGCCUCGAGAUAUGCACAAAGUGUGACCCCUACGAGACCGAUAUCGCGGCCAGCGGUGUUUAUACGGGCUUCGGCAAGGCUGGGGGUUUGGGCGGGCGUGGCAGGUGCGGCGCUGAACUGGUAUUACUACUCCGCUUUUGCGGAUGUGUUGGUGUCGACGAAUAUACCGGAAGUCAAGCCCUGGAAGCUGUAUGAGCGGACGAAGAGGUAUACCAUUGACGAUGGUGCUUUGGCAGGCGCGGCAUUGGGGCUGGCUAUCUCGGUGCCUUCGCUGUUUAUGCGCCGGCCUGCUAUACCCAGGUGGACGCGCUGCUUAGGCAUGACGAAUAUCGGCGCUUGUGCUGGUGUCCUGGGAGCGCAUGCGUACUUUCAGUACAGCGGAGAGAGGCAGGAGGCAUACAAACACUUUGGUCGACAUGUCAAGCGACGAUCAUUCGAGUUCUGGAACAUCUUCUGGGAUCCGGAGCUCAUGGCGAGCCUCGACCCAAUCAUGCAGCAAUACGUCUCACACAACAGCCUCUGGUACACCCGGUGGCUGUCAGAUGAGGCCUUUGAGCGAGCAGAACAGGACGUGCAACUCGAAAACAGCAGCAGUGAGCCUAUGGCAGAUGCUGCAACACCUGUCGAGCAACAGCCACCGUUCUACACUACACCCUUCGACUAUGCCGAAGACCUGCGACGCAUCGAUAUUGAAAGCACGCUGGCUACUAUGGAAACCAUGGAAGCUGACAAGAGGGAACUACUCCGGGAGUCCGAGUACCUGCUUUACAUAAACGCACAGCAAAAAUACGACCACUGCCACAUGGAGUCUACGGACGAGGAUGAACGUCAAAACCUCCUCCGACAAAUCCAACUCGUCGACAUAGCAUACGUCAGUCUUCGCAACGCAGCCCACGACAUCGACGUCAAGCUCACACAAUGGCGCAUUAGCCUCCGACACAAAACAAUUUGGGAAGCAGGCCAAACCACCGCGACAGGGACGGAUAGGCUUGCCGACUGGGUACCCGAGCCGCCAUCCAUAUCACCCACGACCGAAGCCAUCGUCCCCGCCACACACAAACCGACAUACUCAAUGGGCGAGUUAGAAAGAAUACAUUUACAAAUUUCUGGAGAGGUCAAGACAUUUGAGGAUGGUUGGAAAGAUGAAAGACAACCGAGGGAUAAGAGGGAGAGGUGGAAGAAGGAUGCAGAGGAUGGGAGAAAGUUUUUGAGGGCGGCGGAUGUUGUAUUGUUAAGGUUACAGAAGGCGAGAGAAAGGGUUGACGACAGUGGUGUGGUCAUGGAAGCGGGGGCCGAUAGCGCGAUGGCGAUGAAAGACAAAGAGGAAGAGGAUAGACAUGGGAGGAGAGAUGGUACUGUUCCGGCAACAACGGCUGAAGUCGCGGAGUUACAAGAAGGUCCCUUGCUUACUAGAAAACAGGUUGAGAAGGCGAGUGCGCAUGGAGUACAAGGGACGAAAACGUCUGCUGGGGCUUUGGACAAGGAUAAGUCGUGA